Molecule: messenger RNA, 312 nt
Organism: Guillardia theta CCMP2712
Lineage: Eukaryota; Cryptophyceae; Pyrenomonadales; Geminigeraceae
Exons: 2
Coding region: 1-312 (103 amino acids)
Source: RefSeq, a predicted model, not a curated record
AUGUCAGGGUUUGGAGGGAAGUCGCAAGCUAAAUCCUCCAAGGCACCCAAGAAGAUCAUGGGCAUACCCAAGAAGUACUUGGAGAGCUUCGACCAGCUCAUCAAGUCCGGCAAGAAGCCAUACUACGUCUUCGCUCGCGUCAAGGGAGCAGACAAGUGGUACGAAUGCGGAAGAGUUGCCAUUGAGGACGACUCGGCCAACGCGGCAUGCACGUUCUUCAAGAGACUUGUCUUGGAAUAUGCCUGCGAUCUCUAUCCUGUGCUCAUGACAAAGCGGAAUGAGCUGGAAGUUGGGUACUCCGAAGGUCAGUAG